Messenger RNA from Trypanosoma rangeli, 354 nucleotides. RefSeq lists its product as uncharacterized. The transcript has a single exon. The record is from RefSeq and is a predicted model, not a curated record. NCBI's taxonomy places the organism in Eukaryota, Euglenozoa, Kinetoplastea, Trypanosomatida, Trypanosomatidae. Bases 1 to 354 code for a protein of 117 amino acids.
AUGUGUGCAACUGUUUUUUGCUUCCCAGUUCCACAGUUACUGACAACGUUUGCUGGGUGUUGCCGCAGCGGGGUGCGGCGUGCGGUGGGCCUUGAUGCGCUGGGUGGCACACGAGUGCCAAGAGUCAAGAAUUCACCAAGUGAAUUCGCAGAGGAAUCGGAGGCAGCGUCGCUUUCUUCCUUGCGUCUUUGUUGUUCUUCUUGUUGCUGCUGUGUGGACGCUGGGUACGUCCGGCGUGCGGCAACGGCGGCCGAGAAGCCGGCAUGGCUGCGAGGUCGCUUCUUAUCCGUCUGUGACAGGGCAUUGGUAGCACGACUUAUUCGUCUACUCACCGUCUUAUUCGGUGUAGCGUGA